AUGACCGAAGAGAACUAUCGUCCACGAUCGCCCGACUUUUCCUCUUCUUCUCCUUCUCACCCCAACUCCCACGCCAGCUCCAACUUCGCCUUCAACCCCACUCCCAGCGCGCCGCAGAGCCCCGUCAACCAGCGCGCCUCCUACGACACCUCUCCCUUCUUCGCCUCGUCCUAUCAACGCCCCACCUCGAGUCGCGUUCCCCAACAGUACGUGCCUCCUUUCCACGACUUCGACGAGAUGGCCCGUCGCUCAUCGCGUUUGCAGUCCGCGGACGCGCCCGUCCCCGCGGCCCCCGAAACAAUGCCCGCCAUCGCCCCCGUCCCGGAGGAGACCCUCCACACUCGCCCCGGAGCUGGCAUCGAGGUGAAGACCAAGUUCCCCGUCGCGCGCAUCAAGCGCAUCAUGCAAGCCGACGAGGAUGUGGGCAAGGUGGCUCAAGUCACUCCCAUUGCAGUCUCCAAAGCACUGGAGCUCUUCAUGAUCUCCCUCGUCACCAAAGCCGCCCAAGAAGCCAAGGAGCGCAACUCCAAGCGCGUCACCGCCACCCACCUCAAACAUGCGGUCGCCAAAGACGAAGUGCUCGAUUUCCUAGCAGAUAUCAUCGCCAAGGUCCCCGAUGCCCCUGCUAGCCGGAAACACGAAGAUGACGGCAGUGAUCAAAAUGAGGGCCGUCGGAAGCGGGGUGGACGGCGACCCAAGGAGGAGACUAGUUCUGUGGUCGGAACUCAAAAGCUGUACGUGGUGGAAGAAGUACUACUUCGUCCGGCGGAUGCUGGCGAUCGACGCGUGAAUACACGCAGUUCCCACUGGCUCCACUCGACCCUCGACCCCGUCAACUCCUCUUUCCCCCCUCAUGUCGUGAGACCAUGCUGCUACAGAAUGGACUUUUGGUCUCGUCUCGUCGGCGGCUCACGCGCGCCGUCCAAGCCCUCUCGGGCCACAUCGCCCACUGAACGACUGACGGCCUUCAAACGGUCUUGCAAUGCUCUCCAGCAAAUCUGGCGCUCCACCAAUACCCCCUCCGCGGAGCAGUCAACUGCCCACGCGCGCGCCUACAUCGAACGACUCAACUCCAUCCUCAGCGACGAGUCCCGCGGUCCAGCGCCGCACCCCUGCGUCGCCUACGCGGCAUCGUCGCAGAUCUUCGUGACGGUCACGAAGCUCGCUUUAUCGUACUACGACGACAACGUGCUGCGAUCCGCCACGGUGUUCUUCAACACGCUUAUUGAUGCCGAGGUCGACGGCUUGGUGGAUAAUCGGCUCUUUGCUCGCGCGCUGGUCGAUCUGGUUCGUCGGGCCGACAAGGCAUCUACUGAAAUUGAAGGUCGAUUGGUGGAGUUGCUGUUUGGCAUUGCCAACAAUAUCCGUCUGCAACCGGCCAUCCUGCCCGCGUGGUUUGUGCCUCGGGCUACGCCUGUCGGGCAGGAUAGUGAAUCGGUAGCGCCGAGUAGUACCGAGUUUGCCGGUGCGACGCGCAAGGACGAGUUCCCGCUGUUUUACCUGCUAGUGGAAUACGUCCAUAAUGAGGGACGCGCGGGCGACUUUGCUCGCACGGGACUGCUGUACCUGAUCGAGACCGCGUCGCGCUCGAAGAAUCUGGAGAAAUGGUUGAUUGAGAGUGACCUGGCCACACUGAUGGCGACGGGUCUGGGUGCGUUGUAUAGUCAGUUGGGCGGGUUGACAUUUACACCUACGGACGAGAACGUGCCCCGUAUCAUCGCACUAUCAGAUCAUGCCAAGGAAGAAACGGCGUUGCAUCCUGCAUUGAGCGAGGCAAUGGAUGCCUUUAUGUCUUAUCUGCUAUUCUGGCAAGAUACCAUCGACCAUUGCAAGUCUACCGAAGUGAACGACACCCUUCUGGAUCAUUUCCAGGUUCUUUUCCUCGAGCAACUUUUAUACCCUUCUUUGUUGGAGUCUUCGGAUGUGGCAGGAGGCUCUACUGCGGCAGUCCUGACUUAUCUCUACCGUAUCCUUGACUCGAUUGAUCAAGGAGAGCUGGUCCAUCGAAUUUUGCAUUUUUUGCUAGCUUCCUCUCCACCGCCAGAAGAACAAAUGUCCAUGUCUAUUAGCCGUCGGAAGUCCCUCGAUGUUCUAGCUGCAUUGGUAUCGGACGCCGCCCAGCCCUCCCCUUCACUCUUCAACCUGCGUGAUCUGGCGCUGCUUGGACUUCAUUCUUCAAACCGACAAACUGUGCUGGCCACGUUGCGUCUGUUGAAUGUCGUCUUACAGCGACACCAUCCUUUUGCCCGUGCUCUGAUCCACACGGUCCCUAGUCAGCCAGCACGGCAGCGGACCGUUGGCGCGUUCAAUGCAGAACUGGAACAUCUCCUCGGACUAGGCACGUCACUCAUCGCUGAGCCUACCCUGAACGACUCAUACGAGAACUACGUUGCGGAUGCCACCUGGGUACUUGAGUCACGCCUGUGUCUUCCAGUCAGCAUGGAUGAGUCCGAAGAUGAAAUUCCACUACCGCUGCAGCUUCAGCAGGAUGAUCCUAUCGUUCAGGCUCUUCUCGUAUGUGUCGAGAACUUCUUUACCAACAGCGUUAUUGUUAACCUUGCCCUGACCGGGGUUCUCAUGAGUCUGGCCUCUUCGCAUCUGUUCUCCCUGGAUGGCUGGGUCUUGGUCGACCCCGUCCAAUACAACACCCCUUCACAAGAGAACUCUUCUGACGAAACUGAUAAUAUCCGUCGUGCUUAUCAAACACCGACAUGGCCCGCCAGUGCCGCCCCGACAUUAACGUCAGCCCUCGAACAGCUGGUAACUAAGGUCCGCGAAUGGCAACAAGAACUACCAGACUUUGAUGUCCUGGUCGCAGCCCGACGGGAGCUCCUACACCAGGAAGAUCGGCCACAUACGCCAGACCGCUCUCGAGAACCAUCCGAGCCUCCAAUCCCAGCCUCCGGCGAUCGUUCCCAUCUGUCCUACCCCGGAUCCCCGGAUCCCUCCGCUCCAGCAUCCCGCGGCCGAUCGCCGCAGCCCAUCAGCUCCCCUCCAAUGGCACCCAGCUCGAUGAGGGGUGAAUCCAUCGUCCGGCCCCUAGAAUCACGCACCUCGUCUACCUCUCGCAUCGCCGCAAUGGACGCCCUCCGCCAACGACUCGCUACACCGUUCCCGACACCAACUGCACAGCCAAACACCACGGAGUCGGCCGGGGAAACAGCUACGACGGAGGACGUGAAUGCAGAGGCAGAUGAUACCCCGGUAGCAACCCUAGGCCACGUCCUGACCAACGUGGUGAUCUUGUACGAGUUCCUGCUGGAGCUCUCGGCUGUGGUCCAAGCACGUGGGAGUCUUUUUGAAGAAGCGGGAUAUAUUUGUAAUUAG
Molecule: messenger RNA, 3327 nt
Organism: Penicillium daleae
Lineage: Eukaryota; Fungi; Ascomycota; Eurotiomycetes; Eurotiales; Aspergillaceae
Exons: 7
Coding region: 1-3327 (1108 amino acids)
Molecular function (GO): protein heterodimerization activity
Source: RefSeq, a predicted model, not a curated record